GUUCCUGCUUGCCUACUUCUACAUAAAACACUUAUAUGAGCAGAACGGAAGAGAUCAAAUUUUCAAACAACUCGAAUACUAUUUAACCACUAGUAUAGACAACCCCCUCGACUUCACCUACAACCGUCUAGUGAAUGCUCUCCGUCGCCAAGCCCCAAAGUCUGUCGACUUGGGACUCAACGUUCUCAUAUGGCUUGUCAAAGCCCGACGAACGCUCAAAGUGCGAGAGUUACAAUUGGCAGUCUCCAUGUAUAUGAGACAUCGAAGAGGCAAACACUUUUACGAAAAAGACCUGCCUGAUAGGAAUACAAUAGUCGGUGCCUGUGCCAAUCUCGUGACGAUUGAUGAGAAUGAUACCAUCAAGCUUGUUCACUACACCGUCCAGGAAUUUCUGAUUAACAAUUCGAUACUCCCCACGGAUGCAGACUGGAGGAUUGCUCUUGCCUGUACUUCUUAUCUCUCACUCGACGUAUUUGCGCGGGGUCCAUGUGCUGCCAAUGGUGCUUUAGAUUCACGACGAGAGCUGCAUCCCUUUCACCAAUAUGCUUCCGAGAAUCUAUCACAUCAUCUGAAGCGCUGCGAUGAAGUUCAGACAACAGAUAUCGUUCUCAGUUUCCUCAAAGAGCCGGGGUGUGUAAAUUCAUACCUCCAGGCGCUUCACUGUAGAGCGCCGCCAACUAGCACUGAAAAAGCACUCGAGUAUCAUACUCAAUACCCUAAGCAGCAAACAUUGCUCCACAUUGCAGCUACUCUCGGACAUCUCUUUGUGACCCAGAAGUUACUGCAGAAAAACAGCACUAAAAUCAACGCUCCCAAUGACGACGGAAAAACAUCGAUGUUAAUAGCCGCGAUAGAGGGUCAUGAUAAAAUAGUAAAUCUUCUGCUCCAAAAGGGAGCUGACCCCUCGAUCUCAGAUAAGCAUGGUAUUACCCCGCUGCAUGCAUCGAUAUUUCACGACCAAAAACCUAUGUUUAUGUUAUUACUCGAUAAAGGUGUCGAUCCAACUAUUCCAGACCGUGGAGGUUCUACACCACUUCAUUGGGCGGCUUCUCGGGGGCUGGAAAAGGAAAGUCGUAUUCUGAUUGAGAAGGGUGCAGACAUUAAGGAUAGAGACGACAAAGGAAGGCUGGCGCUGCACAUUGCCGCUUCGCAUGGGCACGGAUCAGUAGUGCAGUUAUUACUUGAGAAUGGUGCCGAAAUAUCGGUUGCUGAUAAAACUGGGAAUACACCACUGCACAUGGCGGCAGAGUGUGGCCAUCGGGAUAUGAUCCAGCUACUCUUGCGUAAGGAUGCUGAUAUCACUGCUUUGACGAAUGAGGGGAAUACUGUGCUACACAGCGCAGCAUGUGGAGGGGAAGAGAAGGCAAUAUUAGCAAUAUUAGCAAUAUUAGCUAUACUCCCUGAUCAUGAACGUGGUAUUAGCAUUUCUACUGUGAAUAAUAGAGGAUGCGCGCCAUUGCACCUGGCAGCGUCCACAGGACGUGAAAAAAUAGUAAGAUUGCUUCUUGAACGUGGUGCCAAUGUCUCAAGCGUAGACAAGGCGGGGUGGACAGCGCUCCACCAUGCGGCCGAAAACGGACACGAAGCAGUAGUUCGGACCCUACUUGAAAAUCACGGCAAUCCAUCCUCUGCAGAUAAAGAUGGAAUCACUGUCCUUCAUCGAGCAGUUCUAUACAAAUCAACUGUCAAAUUAUUGCUAGAGAAAGGCGCCGAUAUCACAAAGGCGGACAAUCGCGGACGAACGGUGCUACACUGGGCAUGCGCUUUAGAAGCCCCAGGUGUAAUUAUUUUACUCUUGGAGAGAAAUGCGAGCGUGUCGCACCCAGAUGAUGAUGGACGUACAGCACUACAUUUUGCAGCAUUUGGGGGCCAUAAAUCUGUAGUUCAAUUGCUGAGAAAAGCGGGUGCCGAUAUCUCGGCUAAGGAUAAUAGAGGGCAGACAGCAUAUCAGGUAGCUGUGGCAAAAAAACAUGAUCUAAUAUUUGGUACUGCUUCUGCUGCUGAUAAUGGUGAUGAUGAUGAUGAUGAUGAUGAUGAUGAUGAUGAUGAUGAUGAUGAUGAUGAUGAUGAUGAUGAUGAUGAUGAUGAUGAUGAUGAUGAUGAUGAUGAUGAUGAUGAUGAUGAUGAUGAUGAUGAUGAUGAUGGCGAUUGUAAGUAUCUAUAG
Molecule: messenger RNA, 2164 nt
Organism: Morchella sextelata
Lineage: Eukaryota; Fungi; Ascomycota; Pezizomycetes; Pezizales; Morchellaceae
Exons: 2
Molecular function (GO): protein binding
Source: RefSeq, a predicted model, not a curated record